AUGAGACCAGAAGAUGAUGCCGUCAGUCCCCGCAAGAGAAGGAGGAUCACUCCUCCCCAAGCGGCUCCGUACAUCCUCCGAGAGCUGCUCGCCGACUUGCCCUUAGCCAACGAAGAUCCCAAUGCGGACGUUUAUAUUACCUAUGUGGAAUACUGGAAUGACAAUCUCUACAUCGGUACCUCCGCCGCAGAAGUUCUACAUUUCGUCUGUCUCCCACCGGAUCCCUCUGAUAAGUCGAGCGAAUCAUCCUUUAUCCUCGCGUCGCGAUUGCCGAUCUUUCACUCCCAGAAUUCUGCCCCUUCUACCGGCCAAGGUGUUCAGCAGAUAAUCCUACUUCCGUCGGUCAACAAAGCCUGUAUACUCUGCAAUGGCACGCUCACAUUUUAUCUGUUACCGGAGCUCAGCCCGGCAUUCGGAAAUACAAAAGUCAACAACUGUCGCUGGAUUGGUGGUAUUGACCUGAAUAGGGCGCCAGAUGACGUCGAACCACCUGCGAUUAUGGUUGCGCUCCAGAACCGGAUCAUGCUGGUCAAAAUUGGUGAUGAUGCUCGGCGUAUGAGGAACAUCGAAUUCCCGGGAUGCUUGGUAGCAGCUCGAAGGGGGUCAAUUGCAUGCGCCGCAGAUACUCAUGCUUAUUCGUUGCUUGAAGUGGAACAUCAACAAAAGAUACCCCUGUUCCCCAUAUCAUCGUCAAACGAGAUCUUCGAGUCUGGCCAUGUAGAAGAGAUGCCAACGGCACUACCUGUUCCUUCGAAGACUCCGUCAUCGCCUAACCCCAAUUCUCCUCCUGUGGAAGGCCAGCAUGGUCAGAGUUUGGGCUCUCCGUCGAUUUUACAGGAUAGAUCAAGCUCCGUUACGCCAGAGCCAUCUCCGGCUUCUGAGACACCGCGGCGGUCAAACUCGCAGGAUCGAGAUGGAAAUUCGGAAGAUGCACCACAAGAUCCACAGUCGAACAUUGCCGAUAAGAAGCCACUGCCACCUUUGCCAAAACCACUACCGACGCGCCUGAAACCGCAUGUGGUGUCCGCGAGUGCCAACGAAUUCCUACUGGUCACGGGAACCGCAGAGAAGGAGCCUGGUGUUGGAAUGUUUGUCAAUAUGGACGGUGAUAUGGAGCGUAGCACAAUCAACUUUGACAGAUACCCUGAAUCGGUUGCCAUUGACGCAAGGGAUAAAGAUGACCCUAUCCAGUCUGUUGGAGAUGGCAAAGAAGAACGCAUUAUUGCUGUCUUAGAAUAUGGCGAAGAUGGGCAAUUAUGCAAACAUUUGGAAGUGCAACGGUUGGACAUCGACCCCAGCGAAGCCGAGAAACAAAAGAGAUGGGUAGAGAUACCCUUGGACCAAGACUCGAAAUCCGUCCAGGUUGGCCUUCGCCAUACAAUCAGUUCUAGCCAGCUUGAACUCUCUGAGAUGGGAGGCUUGCUGCGCAUGGUGCGCCUUAAAACGCCGUCACUGUUGCCCCAUAUUCCUGCAACAGACCCAAGAACCCAAGCAUCCAUAGAGCAAUUGCAAAAGGAGAAAGAGUUAUUUGAGUCUCAAGAGUUAACAGACCCCGAAGGGUCAAAGAAAGGUGAUGGCUCAUCAGAGCGCGACUGGGAAGCCGAGCGCAAUGCAGAAGAGGCCCGGUUUGCCCGUGGACUCGGCAGGGGCGAAAGUAGCCUUGUUAUGUGGGCUGGGAGCCGCAUCUGGCGGAUAAUGAGGAACCCGUUGACCGUCCAGCUGGAUGAUGUCCUGCAAAAGGCGCAGGCGGCCGAUGAUGAUAGUCGUCAAGUCAUGGACAGGGAUACUAUCAUGGACAUCAUUCAAUCGGCCCAAAAUAUCGAGCCUGCGUCCGAGGGCGACUUUCUUGGUCUAAGCUAUGUGAAACAAAAGGCGAGUCUGAUGCUAUUUGGGGAUCUUGUCUUCAUGGACCAGGAAAGCAGGAGUGACACUGUCAUUAAGGCAACAGAAAAAGCACUCGUGGAUGGAAAUUUAGAUCCUCGUAUGGCUUUGAUAUUGAUUCCAUUACUACGGAAGGAAGUUUUGCAGGGACCCCAGGGAAUAUGGAUCCAAGCAGGCCUGGCAGCGAUUGCAGACAAAUACAUACGGCAGUCUAAAGAGACCGAAGAUAACUCAACGACUGGUGCGGCUGAUAGCAGUGUGCUGGAGAUGGUUAAACGUUUUCUAUUAUCAUGGCAGCAGAAGAGGGGUUACGGCAGCAUCACGGAUGAGACAUAUGUCUUUGACAGCGUCGAUGCCGCACUUCUACAUCUGCUUUUGGAACAGGAUUCGGGUUUGACGGCAGAACAACGACCAUCGUCUCCCAUUCGCGCGGAACUUAAUCGAUUGGUGGACAAUUGGAAGGGUAACUUUGACCGUGCGGUGACCUUGUUAGAGACCUACCACCGGCUCUUCAUUUUGAGCCGCCUAUACCAGAGUCAGAAAAUGUCCCGAAAUGUGCUCAAGACGUGGCGUAGGAUCAUAGAAGGGGAGCAAGAUGUCGGGGGAGAAAUGACACCAUCUGGCGCUGAACUGCAAAUGCGCCGAUAUUUGGUCAAGAUCAAAGACGCACAAUUGGUGGAAGAGUACGGUUCUUGGCUGGCUGGACGUAACCCUAAGCUUGGUAUCCAGGUCUUCGCAGACGGCACGAGCAGAGUCAAACUGGAGCCUGCAGAUGUGGUUGGAAUGCUCAAAGAGCAGGCGCCGAAUGCAGUCCAGGCGUACUUGGAGCAUCUCGUUUUCUCCAAGAAAUACUCGCAAUACGCGGACGACCUUGUUUCGUACUAUUUGGAUACAGUGCUUUCUGUUCUUCAGUCUUCGCCUGAGGCUCGAGAAUCGCUUUCCGAGUCCUAUUCGACAUAUCGUGCACUACGUCCCCCUAAGCCAACGUACAUGAGCUUUAUCACGGCCAACAUACCAUCCGAGCCAUGGUGGCAAACGAGACUGCGGCUCCUGCAGCUUCUUGGUGGUGGAAGCAGCACCCAAUUCUCCUCUAUGUCACCCGCACCAUCCAGUCUUUCCUAUUCCAUUCCCGCCGUUCUUGCUCGUAUCGAGCCUUUCCAGGAUGAAUUAGUAUCGGAAAGUAUCAUCCUGGAUGGCCUCCAGGGACGUCACCGGGAAGCCCUCCGACUUCUAACGCACGGCCUAGGCGAUUAUGACUCAGCCGUUCGAUAUUGUCUUUUCGGAGGACCCCGUAGCACCAGUUCUACAGGGGCACUGACAGAAUUCGCGGAACGACCAUUACAAACCGAGCUAUUCCGCCAUCUCCUGGACGAGUUUCUGCGAAUUGAAGAUCCAACCGACUGCCUCGAACGGACGACUGAUCUGCUAUCCCGAUUCUCCUCCUGGUUCGAUGUGCGGGAGGUACUAGAACUCGUCCCUGAUGAUUGGAGCGUCGAGAUCAUGAGCGGGUUCCUGGGGCGUGUCUUCCGGGUCUUGGUGUCGCAGACGCGCGAGGUAAAGAUUGAACGAGCUCUCAGUGCAGGUUUGAAUUUGCGGGUCGGUACGGAGUACAUUGAAGGAAUGGAGAAGGCGGCAGGGUGGAUUGAAGAUGAUGAGGGAGUGCGAGGGAUACGUGAAGGAGGUCAAGGAAAUGAAAAGCAAGUGCCCGAGCAGGUGGAUGGAAGUGAUUUCGGGGAUAUGGUGGAUGGCGCGAAUGAUAACGACAAUGUUUUGGCUUGA
Messenger RNA from Aspergillus glaucus CBS 516.65, 3660 nucleotides. Its product is annotated as putative TGF beta receptor associated protein 1. Lineage: Eukaryota; Fungi; Ascomycota; Eurotiomycetes; Eurotiales; Aspergillaceae. Bases 1 to 3660 code for a protein of 1219 amino acids. Gene Ontology annotation, cellular component: cytoplasm; fungal-type vacuole membrane. Gene Ontology annotation, biological process: vesicle-mediated transport; endosomal vesicle fusion; autophagy. The record is from RefSeq and is a predicted model, not a curated record. The transcript has 3 exons.